Molecule: messenger RNA, 3272 nt
Organism: Gasterosteus aculeatus aculeatus (three-spined stickleback)
Lineage: Eukaryota; Metazoa; Chordata; Actinopteri; Perciformes; Gasterosteidae
Gene: gprin3b
Product: GPRIN family member 3b
Biological process (GO): neuron projection development
Cellular component (GO): plasma membrane
Source: RefSeq, a predicted model, not a curated record
UCCAUUCAUCCGGUUUACUGUCCUGCACCACUGGACCAGUUUCAAUCUCUCUCUCUCGCACACACACACACACACACACACACACACGCACAUCCCGAGAGGUCCAUUUUGUGGAAGGUCCACUUUCCAAGCAUGAGGUGACGCGAGCCCGGUAGCGCGCUCGCAGGCAGCCUCCGUCGGUCGGACCGCGGUGACUCAUCGCGCGCUCAGUCAGCGGGGCUUUGUGUGUGUGUGUGCGCGCUUCGCACUGCAGGAUCGAUACCUCCUGGAAAAAAAAGGCGUUUUCUUGUGGAAGGCGGGGCUUACUGUCACGGACGUAGAGUUGGUUUUCCAUACUCAUUUUUUAUUUUUUGUUGUUAGUGUUUAGCCUCCUCUCACUGACACGGACGCCCCAAACGAACGGGACAUACACCGCCUCUCAAGGAAAUCACGCAAAGUAACAGAUAUUGCACAUCUGGAUUAAUCUUUGGAUUACGACCAUCUUUAAGGACUGAAACUGUAAAUCCGACAUGGGAACUAACCCAAAAAGGACCGUGUCAGUCCAGAUGGCGCCCCACAUGGCCGCGGUGGACACGUUGGGCAAUAAGGAGCCUAAUGCCAACUGGGCGAAAGAGCCCAACCUCCAACUCUCUCAGGUUUGUCCAAAACCCACCUUCACAUCUCCUCAACACAAACAAGACAACUCACCUCUGGCUGCUCCUUCGACUAACACCACCACACACACUGAAAACACAGCGUCCAAGGGAGGAGAACCAGUCCGCUGCACUGUGACAGACAAACCAGCAGCAGCUAAUGGAAACCAGGCAAAGUCCGAGCUGCUGACGGGUAGAGACCAACAGAUGCGAGACCUGUGUCCAAAAGGUCCAGGACUGGGUGAGACGGAAGGCGACCAGAAGGAUUCGAAUGCUAAUAUGAAAACGCUAAGUGCGCCUGAUGGAAAGGAUACCGUAGUGCCUGCUCUUACAGCGCCAAAGGUCAACCUGCAGACCAAUGACUGCAGAAUAAAAGGGCCAAACGCAGCCGAGGAGAAGAGCGCAAAGCUGACGCCCUCAGCCACAGCACGAGAGGACGGUAAUAAAUUAGUUGCUCCCGAUAAAACAAAUCUCAACCACGCUUGCGAGUUAAAGCACGCGCUACCCGAACCGCAACGCGAUAGCAGAGGGAGCGCGUUGGCCCUCGAAGGUGAGGACGCCGCUGUACCGGCAAAAUCUCAAGGGCCUGAUUAUGUACCCGGCUGCCCGCAAACCUCUGUGAGUCUGCAGGAGGAAGCCACAUCUGAACAAAGCACGGGACGUCCCGCAGCUCCUCCUGGCUCCGGCGCACCUUUAUCUGAGAGCAAAGAUGCAGAGGAUGGAUUUACAAAUACGUCUUCAGGUCCAACGCGUCCGCAGAAGGAUUCACCGCCGUUAAAGACACCACACGUCUCCUCAGAUAAACACCAGCCAGUGACCUCCAAGACGGACUCCUCCGCUCCGCCGCAGGCUACUCAGACUACGCCCGCAGGUGGCCGGGGGGCUGAGGAUGCCAGCGAGACCGACACAUCUGUAAUCGAAGCGCGGCAGCGCGACAAGCUGUACAGAGAGGCUUCGACGAUGACGGCGUCCCCGUCACCUGCGCGGCUCAAGCAGUGUCGAGAUAUGGAGGUGCAGGCGGUGGCAAACACGUGCAGCAAGGCCGUGGCCACCAGCCCCAGUCUGCUGCCCUCCGCUGCGCCUCGCAGGCUGAGUGGCGGUGCAGACCCAAGGGAGGCCGCGCAGAGCCUGGUUGUAGUGUACCAGGCUGACGGUGGCGUGGGGCUUCAUCAGGCGGAUGUGAGCUCUCUACCCGCCGGUGCUGAUCCAAGGUCGGAGAGGCUCACUGUUGAGGCAGAAAUGUGCCCCAACCAAAAUGCCGGCGUGGUUUUGCACUCAGAGACUUUGUCCCAGCAGCAGGACAAAGGGCUCGGAGCAAAGCCUAAAGACCCCGGGUCGGCUCUCUGCAACACUCAGCCGGUUUAUCAGAUCAACAUUGAACACAGCCACCAGAUGGAAGGAGGGGAGACGGGUAACUCGCAGAGUAAAACAGGGGUUCAGAAACCGGCAGCAAAAGCAGCCAUUGCCGAAGCUCCUCCUCUGGGAUCAGGAGUCCCAGAGACCGCCGGUGCUCCCAAGGCCAGAUCUGCUGACAGUCACAAUGCUGCGCCGCCACAGGCUGCUACCAAGCCCAGUCAGGCCCUACCAACAACAACAACAACAACAACAAAGAACACCUCAAAGCCAGGUCCAGCAAAGAACAAAGCUGAAAGUCCUAAACAAAAGGCUAAAGGUGGAGGUAAAGCCCAGAAGAAGGCGGCAAAGUCAGGCAAACAGAAGAUAGAGCCUGAGGGCAAGAAAAAAGAGGAUAAAAAAGAAAUGGACAUCCACGAUGUCGUCUGGGACGAGCAGGGGAUGACUUGGGAGGUCUACGGGGCUUCGGUGGACCCGGAGUCCCUUGGUUUUGCCAUUCAGAGCCACUUGCAGUGCAAAAUCAAGGAGCAAGAGAGGAAGCUGGUUUCCCAGACUUCAUUCAAGUCGGUUUCUGCCGUCGACUCGCCGGCACCCGAAGGCGCGAAGAGCAAGCGGAGGCGGCAGAACAUCUUCAGGUCAAUGCUGCAAAACGUCAGGCGGCCCAACUGCUGCGUGCGUCCCCCUCCCUCCUCCGUCCUCGACUAGCACAGCACAGACGGGGCCGGUGUCAAACUCCGACCUUUUCCCCCGGGGGGGACAAAAUCGGCGACCUCUCAGUCGUCAUGGUUGCAAUGCCAAGCGCGAGCACGACGGCGGUCGAAGUCGGUGUACUGGAACUUUGUAGCAUAAAGAGUACUCGUGGUGUUUGUGAUCAACGAAGGUAGGAAAUAGAAAUAUGAAAUAAACAACCCGAGAAUUGUUUUCCAGAAGUAGAUGGAGAGACAACUUCCACAGAGGCAAUAAUAGUGAAACGCAUGUUUAUUAGUUACAAUGGUACAGUUGAUCGAACUAAAACUGAAGUCCAGAACUUCAGAGUCAAAGGCACUGAUCAUGAGUUCGACGCAACACCUACUGUUUUUGUGCAAAUAUGUUAACCCGACAUCUUAUUGCAUUUGGUGCAUUUGUUAUGUUUUUGAGGUGUUUUUUGGGGCCCUAUAUUUAUAAGAUUGCUGUGUUUUUCUUUUUGUGCGCAUUUGUUUUUAGUGAGUGAAUAACAUUGUGGAAAAAAAUAAUACAUGCGCUGUUGAAACUCUUCUUCGGUUUUCAAUUAAAACCACAAAAAACUAA